Molecule: messenger RNA, 2444 nt
Organism: Wasmannia auropunctata (little fire ant)
Lineage: Eukaryota; Metazoa; Arthropoda; Insecta; Hymenoptera; Formicidae
Product: angiotensin-converting enzyme-like
Exons: 8
Coding region: 279-2204 (641 amino acids)
Biological process (GO): proteolysis
Cellular component (GO): plasma membrane
Molecular function (GO): peptidyl-dipeptidase activity; metallopeptidase activity
Source: RefSeq, a predicted model, not a curated record
AUGGAACUACACGACCGAUCGGGUUGAAAUAUAACACGGCAAAAUUGGGCAAAAUCAAACGACAGGAUCGUAUCUGAAUUUAUUAGAGAAUGCCAGGAGCGCGCGAUCAGUUGUUCACGAAGAGUGGGAAGUCGCAUAAAAGAUAACGUGCCUCGCUAGCGGAGGUCAGUCGACGAUUGGGUGACGGUUACGAAUCACGGCUGCGGAGAACGUCAGUGAAACCGAAUCAUCAAAACCGAAUUAUUUCGUAAAGAUCUGUGAAAGAUCGGCGAAUCAACAUGCUGCGCCUAAUCUUGGUAGCAGCAGUUGUAACCCUAGUGGCAGCCAAGCCAACGACGGAGGAGCUCUCAGUGGAUCUCAGCAAAAAUCAGCAGACUACAACCGAAGGUCCUCUUCAACAAACAGGCCGGGAGCUCUUGGAUCGCUCCGAGGCGCUGUAUGCAGAAUGGAAUAACAAACAGAGCAACGCCGGAUGGAAUUACGCGUCGAAUCUGACGGAUGAGAAUUUGGCGGAAAAGCUGAGGGUGUCUGCGGAGGCAGCAGCUGUCAUGAAGCAGGUCGCUCAAGAAGUGAACUCCUUCGAUUUGGAAGACGCGCACCCCUGUGAGUUAGUCAGGAGACAGUUCAAGAAGCUCGGUGUACUCGGCCCCGCUCUUCUUCCUGAAGACAGUUACAAAGACUUCGAGACGACGAUCAGUAAGAUGGAGAACAUCUACAGCACGGCGAAGAUCUGUGAUUACAAGAACAAGAGCAAGUGCGAUCUCGCGCUCGAGCCGGAGAUCACCGAGCUGUUGAUGAACAGCCGCGACCCCGAGGAGCUGAAGCACAUCUGGGUGGAGUGGAGGAGGGCGUCGGGCGAGAAAGUCAAAUCUCUGUAUUCCACGUACGUCGAGCUGGCCAACACCGCGGCGAGGCUCAACAACUUCUCCGACUACGCGGAAUAUUGGAUGAAGGAUUACGAGGCUGACGAUUUCCCCGAGCAAAUCGAGCGCGAAUGGCAAAAGUUGAGGCCGCUGUACUUACAACUGCACGCCUACGUGCGGCGCGAGCUCAGGAAGAAGUACGGCGAGGACGUCGUCUCCAAGGACGGCCCGAUCCCGGCACAUCUGUUGGGCAACGUCUGGGCGCAAACCUGGUCGAAUAUCGCGGGCUUCACCGUGCCGUUCCCGGGCAAAGAGCUGCCGGACGUUACCGCCGCUCUAGUCGAACAAGGUUACAACGCGACGAGUAUGUUCCGCCUCGCCGAGGACUUCUUCACGUCGAUCAACCUGACCGCCAUGCCGGACUUGUUCUGGGAGAAGUCGAUCCUGACGAAGCAGGACGGCGUGGACAUGAUCUGCCACGCGAGCGCAUGGGACUUCUACGACGGCAAGGAUUUCAGGAUCAAGCAGUGCACGCGCGUCAACAUGGAGGACCUGAUGACGGUGCAUCACGAGAUGGGCCACGUCGAGUAUUAUCUGCAGUACAAGGAUCAGCCCACGAUCUUCAAGGAGGGCGCGAAUCCAGGCUUCCACGAGGCGGUCGGCGACGUUAUCUCUCUCAGCGCGUCCACCCCGCGCCAUCUCAAGAAGGUCGGUCUACUGAAGGACGACACGACCGACCGGGAGGCACUCCUCAAUCACCUCUACGCGAAGGGUCUCGACAAGAUCGUCUUCCUGCCCUUCGCUUAUAUGAUGGACAAAUGGCGCUGGAACGUGUUCCAGGGAAAAGUCACGCCCGACAAUUACAAUUGUAAUUGGUGGUCGCUCGCCGAGGAGUAUCAGGGCAUCGAACCUCCCGUGGACAGGACGGAGGAGGACUUCGAUCCUGGCUCCAAGUAUCACAUAAUCGCGGAUGUCGAGUACAUAAGGUAUUAUGUGAGCUUCGUGAUACAAUUCCAGUUCCACAAGGCAUUGUGCACCGAGGCGAAGGAAUACGAUCCGAGUAAUCCAGAUGCCAGGCUGUUGAGUGAAUGUGAUAUUUACAAUAAUAAGGAUGCCGGAAAUCUGUUGAAAUCUAUGUUGGAGUUGGGCUCUUCGAAGCCAUGGCCAGAUGCGAUGGAGAAGAUCUCAGGUCAAAGGCAAAUGGAUGCGGCUGGACUCUUGGAGUACUUCAAACCCUUGACCGAUUGGCUGACCGAGGAAAAUAAGAAAACUAACGAAUACAUCGGAUGGAAAUCCACUAAAAAGCAAUGCGUACAAACGAGAGCAGAACUUGUGAACUAAAGCUAAGUAUCACGAUGAGCUUUUGGAGUAACCUAUUCUCCAUUAAUGAGAAAAAAUAGAAAAUACAGUUUGAAACAAACGCCAAGUGUUGCGUUUUAAUGCAAUUAAAACUAAUAUAUAAAAAUCAUUCCACGAUCACGUAAACGCUCCGACCAAUUCGAGUAGCGAACAAUGUUCGUGAUUGAAGGAUUAAUUUUGUGUGUUUCAAGUCUAAAUAAAAACAUGCAUUCCAUCUUUUAA